AUGGUCCCUGCCCCAGACACUGGUCAACCAAGCGAUCUUCAGGGUGCAAUCGCGCACAACAAGGGGUUCAUCGAGAUCCACACGCCCAAGAUCCAGGGCGCGGCGACGGAGUCCGGCACAAGAGUCUUCAAGCUGGGCUACUUCGAGCAGACUGCCUUCCUGGCCCAGUCGCUCCAGCUGGCCAAGCAGAUGGCCAUCGCCGCCGACUUCGAGCGCUUCAUCGGGCUCGAUCUUGAGAUGGCCAUCAACAAACACUACCAUGAGGCCGUCGACCUGCUCAACAGACUCUUCCUGUCCAUCUUCAGAGGUCUCCAGGCCUCCUCUGCCCCGGAGAUCCAGACCAUCAAGUCCCAGCACCCCCUCGAUGACUUCACCUUCCUCGAACAGACCCUCUGCCAAGGAGGCCGUCCAGAUCCUCAUCGACAAAGGCAUUGA
Molecule: messenger RNA, 435 nt
Organism: Puccinia triticina
Lineage: Eukaryota; Fungi; Basidiomycota; Pucciniomycetes; Pucciniales; Pucciniaceae
Exons: 3
Coding region: 1-435 (144 amino acids)
Biological process (GO): aspartyl-tRNA aminoacylation
Cellular component (GO): cytoplasm; cytosol; aminoacyl-tRNA synthetase multienzyme complex
Molecular function (GO): RNA binding; ATP binding; aspartate-tRNA ligase activity
Source: RefSeq, a predicted model, not a curated record